This is a messenger RNA of Syngnathus acus (greater pipefish), 2277 nucleotides long. RefSeq names its product centromere protein I (gene cenpi). The record is from RefSeq and is a predicted model, not a curated record. Lineage: Eukaryota; Metazoa; Chordata; Actinopteri; Syngnathiformes; Syngnathidae. The transcript has 20 exons. Bases 81 to 2276 code for a protein of 731 amino acids. Gene Ontology annotation, cellular component: kinetochore.
CGGUCGCGCGAAGAUUUUACAUUUUGAAUGGCGGAACGCAAGAAAGGCUUGGAUGUUAUUUAGUUUUUAGCAAUGUAGACAUGGAAGCGACACAACAUUUGUCGGAGUCUUCGGAGUCGAACCAGUCAAACGACCAGUCUGUGUCCAACCGGAGUCUUAACAGAAGUCGGAGAGUCGCCGAAAAAGAGAGACGGAAAAAUGAGGCGGAUGACCCAAUUGUACUGGCCAUGAACUAUUUCUCUAACGUUAAGGCAGGCACUCCCAUGGUUGGCAACGAUGCCUUGGAGGGGAACCUGGUGGUGGUGGAGAAGGUGGCUUACUCUGCAGGACUUCCACCGAAUGCCAUCUCUGUGAUGCUGGAGUUUGCAAUGAGCCUUCGCAUGGGAGCGAGUUUGUGUCCCCGUGUGCUGAAGUGUCUGAUCCCCGCGACAGUGGUUCCUCAUGAGGCUGUGGUUCGAGCCAUAGUUUGGCUGGGUGUCUCCAAAAUACCUGUAAAUACACAAGUUCUUUUCAUCAAGUGGGUGUUGACCAUGUUUGACCAGAUUGAUGCAAAGGAUCAACUGAGAGCCAUCUAUGGCUUCAUUUUCAGCUAUGUGACAGACGAAAACCUGUGCCCCUUCAUCUGCCACCUGCUGUACCUUCUGACCACAAAGGAAAGCGUGCGAGUGUUUCGAGUCCGAAAGCUGCUGAAUUUGCAAACCAAACUGGGAAAACAACCCUUCCUUCUUCACCUGUUGUCCCUAUAUAAAGUGUUUUGCCCCGAGCUGGUGGCGCUGUCUAUUCCGUCCAAAAUUAAGUUGGGAUUCAGGAAUCACAACUCGCCCUGGAAAUCGGCACUAGCUUUCGUCCAGAAGAAGAACAGUGUGUUGAUUGCUCCCAAUCAUGGUGUGACUCUCACAAUUAAAGAUCAGAGCAAACUGAGGAAAAGGAAACAUCACCAUUUGGAAGUGCCACCUCUGAGUUGUGCGCUUAAUAAUGAGUCUCGGACUGAGUUCCCCCAAAGCCGAAAAUUGGUCCCACUAACGCAGCUUCGUUCUUUUGCGGCGCUUUUGGAGAACAUACACCGCAUAGAGCUGCCAACUCAGAUGGGCUCUUUGCUGUCCACCAGCGUGGCUCUGCAUUACCUGGACUGUGUGCAGGAGGAGUCGGCCCUCCUCCGCCUCAAUUUCUGGCUUGGCUACGCGCUCCAAGAAGAAUUCUUUUGUCGGGACGGAGACUCAAUGGAUAAUUCUGAUGAAGCCCUGCAGUUUCUUAACAAGCUACUGUCGGCACAGCAAUUUCUCCAGGAGGGAUUUUGUAGUUCCGAAGCGUUUCUCUACAAAUUCCUCUCUGUCUGGGACGGAGGCCUCAUGCGUCCGCAGAUCCUCGGCCUGCUGAGCAGCAUUCCCGUGGUUCCUAGCUCCAAAAUGGAACGGCUUCUUUUAGAGCCCCUCAAGCAGCUCUACUUUACGUCCUCACCAUUUUUCAAGUGUGGGCUGUUGGAAUGUCUAAACGGCAUGCUGCGGAAUUGGCUGACCUGGCACUCGGUGUUCGCUCUGGAAGACGACUUGGACAUCAGCAUCAGCAGUCACACCUCAGUACACAUGACUCUGUCGGGCUUUAAGGACUCUGUGUUGCUGCUGGUGCAAUUCGUGGGUCAUUUGGCCUCUGUGGGGUUGCAGCUGGAGAGCUGCCACUCCCUCCUGCUCAACUUCAUCCUGGACUUUUACGAGACGGUGUGCGACAUGUUUUUGAAGUACGGUUUCCCGCUGAUUGUGAUACCACCGCCUGGCGUUUUCUAUCCGGCACUGCUCGCCACUGACCCCGUCAGUGUGGACCGCCUGGCCUACGUCAUGCACAGGUACAAGGUGAACCUGACAUUUGCCAAAGAACAGUCGAAAGUCACAGAGGCUUUUCACAUCAGAUUCCUGAACCUCAGCGAUUUCAACCACUACGUAGUUGACAUGGUCAACUUCCUGUGGAACGGCAAAACAUUCCAGUCAGGUGCCAAUGUGCGGGUAGACGAGGGGCUGUUACAGAGGAGCAAAGUACCCCAGUGCUCCGCCAGCUUCAACUUCGUUCACCACCCGGCCUUCAUGAGUCACGCCAUCACCUUCCACCUCAAGUGUUGGCCUGAAAGAAAAGAGUUGGAUCUAAGCUCUAUAAUGCAUGUCAAGCCGUGGAACUGGUACCUGCAGUAUCUGUACUCGCAGGGCUACGACGGCCUGAAACUCUUUUGCCACACCAACACCAACGGGCGACAAAGGUUGGAGGGAAAGAAAGACCUCCAGCUCUAGC